AUGAAGGAAGGUUCAGUUUAUGAUGAAGGCUUUAACGACGAUGAUGAUGAUGAUUCCAUAUUGCUCGAGUUUGAAAGUGGUUCCGACAUAGAGUAUGAUGAUACUGGUCUGCUCCGCAGGGAUCCCGGCCUAGCAAGCUUAAGUGACGAAGAGUCCGGUAAAGGCGGGAACAAUGGCUACUAUUUAGAUGGUGCAACAAUCAGUUCAAGAAACGUUGUGAUUCCGAAAGACGAAUUAUACGAAAACGAUGGCGUACCGAAAUUGAGCUAUCGCUGCCUUACUACAGAUCAGAUCUAUGAAUUGAUGUUGGAAAGACUUGAACGAAUACAACCGAUAUUUGAUAUCUCCUAUGAAGACAUAAUAGUACUUUUGCAGCAAUACGCUUGGAGCGAAGAAAGACUUCUUGAGGAUUGGACCGAAAAUAGGGAUAAUGUCAUCGUUUCUUGUGGGCUCAAACUCGGACACGAGCCAGUGGCGAGUCGAGGAAUACGGAAGCAUGCUAACUUUUUGUGCCACAUCUGCUGUGAAGCUAACAAAAUGAAGACAUUCACCUUAGAGUGCGGCCACGAAUACUGCUUGGAAUGUUACCAACAUUAUAUUAAAGAUAAGCUGCUAGAAGGCAAAAUAAUAACAUGCAUGAGCUGCCCGUUAGCUCUUAAAAAUAAAGACAUUGAUGCCAUAAUGGGAGACAAUUCAAGCCAAAAACUUAUGCGGUCCUCCAUCAAAGGCUUCAUACAGAAACAUAGCAAUCACUAUAAGUGGUGUCCCUUUGUCGACUGCAACUGCAUUAUCCAGGUUGGAAAUAUAUCAACACUCUCUGAAUUCCCCAGAUUUCACCUAUCACCUUACGUUGUUUGCGACAACCAGCACAGAUUCUGCUUUAAAUGCGGUCUAGAAUCGCAUUCCCCCGGAGAUUGCCACGUUGCAGAGCUCUGGGUGAAAAUGGCUCAGUUAGAAUCCGCUAAUCUAAACUGGGUCUUGACUAACACCAAGGAGUGCCCUAAAUGCGGUGUUAAUAUCGAGAAGAAUGGUGGGUGUAACCAUAUGACAUGUAAAAGUUGCGCGUAUGAGUUUUGCUGGAUCUGCGAAGGCUGUUGGGCUGAACACGGAGGCGGCUAUUAUGAGUGUACUCGGUUUAAGAAGGAGGAUAAGAACGGUGCUGUGGAGAGUAAAAAUGCAAUAAGAAAAUAUACAUUCUAUUACAAGCUAUUCAGUGAGCACGAAAAUUCUGCUAAACUUGAUUGGAGCUUGGGGCUCACAGUAGAGCAGAAAGUUAAGGCGCUUCAAGAAAAUAUUGGGAUCUCUUGGAUUGAAACCCAGUUCUUGCCUGAAAGCAUCCGGGCCCUGAUUGAGGGGCGGACAACGUUGAAGUGGUCUUUUCCAGUGGCAUUCUAUUCAGAUCCCUCCCACAAUCUAACAAAGAUAUUUGUUGAUAACCAGUCUUUGUUAGUUAGCGCAGUUGAGGACCUUUCGCAGUUACUUCAGGUCAAGGAGCCUCAAAAGAUUAUUGACCGAAAAUUGGAGUUCUUUAAUAAAGCCAGGUUUGUGAGAAGCCGAGACAAAGCACUUGUUGAGUGUGGCCGUGACCUGCUUUGCAAAGGCAUAUGUAUUCCACAUCAGUGA
Lachancea thermotolerans CBS 6340 is the source of this 1623-nucleotide messenger RNA. RefSeq names its product E3 ubiquitin-protein ligase HEL1 (gene HEL1). The transcript has a single exon. Gene Ontology annotation, molecular function: zinc ion binding; ubiquitin protein ligase activity; ubiquitin conjugating enzyme binding. Bases 1 to 1623 code for a protein of 540 amino acids. The record is from RefSeq and is a predicted model, not a curated record. Gene Ontology annotation, cellular component: cytoplasm; ubiquitin ligase complex. Gene Ontology annotation, biological process: ubiquitin-dependent protein catabolic process; protein polyubiquitination; positive regulation of proteasomal ubiquitin-dependent protein catabolic process. NCBI's taxonomy places the organism in Eukaryota, Fungi, Ascomycota, Saccharomycetes, Saccharomycetales, Saccharomycetaceae.